Molecule: messenger RNA, 5705 nt
Organism: Corvus hawaiiensis (hawaiian crow)
Lineage: Eukaryota; Metazoa; Chordata; Aves; Passeriformes; Corvidae
Gene: TBC1D14
Product: TBC1 domain family member 14
Exons: 15
Coding region: 230-2428 (732 amino acids)
Source: RefSeq, a predicted model, not a curated record
CAUCGGCGGAGGAGCCCGGCACCUGUCCCGCAGCCAGGUGUGCGCCGCCGGCGCCAUGGGAGGCCUCGUGCCGCGUCAAGGGGGCGCCCGGCAAGGGGUGGCUGCUCCGCCUCAGCCGCGCUGAACCUGGCGCUGCUCCGCGGGGACCGGAGAGCGGCGAUAUGGACCGCCCGCCGCAGCCGCCGGCCGCUUCCUAGUCCCGCAGCAGCGGCUGUGGGGCGGGUCGGGCAUGGCCCAGCGUGACGAGAGCGACGGAGGGCAGCGCUACCCCGUUACCAGCUGGGCCAAGACAACCGAUGCAAAUUUAUCCAACUCUUUAAACUCUUUAAAUGGUUUGACCUUCGUGGGAAUUCUGGAUUCAAGAGUGGGCAGCAGUAUCCAGGGCCUUCAAAACUUGAAUUCUGGGACCCUGAGACAUCUCUCAUUGCCUGAAUAUGGACCUGGCCAGCUGUCCAGUGCUUUAGAAGAUUGUCAUAGCCUUAAAUCAGUGGAUUCUGGUAUUCCAACUCUAGAAAUAGGAAAUCCAGAGCCUGUUCACUGCAGUGUGUUGAAUGUGAAGAGAAAGCAAUCAGAACCUGAACUCGUGCCUGACAGGGCUUUUCAGAGUGCUUGUGCACUGCCACCAUAUGUGCCUCCACAUUCACUGACUGCUGAGCAUGACCACGCUGUGCGAAAAUCCUCGACUUUCCCAAGAACUGGGUAUGACACUGUCAAACUUUAUAGUCCAACCUCAAAAACUCUAAAUCGAAGUGAUGAUAUCUCUGUUUGUAGUGUGUCUAGUCUUAGCACAGAACUGUCAACAACUUUAUCAGUUAGCAAUGAAGACAUUUUGGACUUUGUGGUCACAAGCAGUUCAAGUGCAAUAGUGGAUCUCGAGACUGACGAGGCGCACUUUUCGGAUGUUACCCUGAAUUCCACUAAAGAGAGCAAUGACCAGAGCCAGCAGCAGUAUUGUCACGAGACAGAUGUGGACAGUAAACGGAAAAUACUGGGACCUUUUACAAACUUCUUUGCCAGGAGUUUGUUUACCAGAAAGCAAAGUGCAAGAUUUGAAAAAGAAAAUGAUGUGCGAUGGAAGUUGUUUGGAAAAGUACCUCUUGGAGAAAACUUACAGAAAGACCCAAAGAAAGUACAAAAGGAAUAUGAAGAAAAAACUGGACGAGCUCAGAGACCACUCUCUCCUAAACAGAAUGUGAGGAAGAAUCUUGAUUUUGAACCACUCUCCACUACAGCACUUAUUUUAGAGGACCGACCGGCGAACCUUCCUGCAAAACCAGCAGAAGAAGCUCAGAAACACAGGCAACAGUACGAAGAAAUGGUGGUUCAAGCAAAAAAAAGAGAGCUUAAAGAAGCCCAGAAGAGAAAGAAACAACUGGAAGAACGCUGUAAACUGGAAGACAGCAUUGGCAAUGCUGUUUUAACCUGGAACAAUGAAAUCUUACCCAACUGGGAAACUAUGUGUUGUUCCCGUAAAGUUCGAGAGCUGUGGUGGCAGGGCAUUCCACCGAGUGUGAGAGGCAAAGUCUGGAGCUUGGCAAUUGGCAACGAGUUAAACAUCACUCAUGAACUGUAUGAUAUUUGCCUGGCUCGUGCCAAAGAGAAGUGGCGAUCACUUAGCACAGGAGGGGCUGAAGUAGAAUGUGAAGCUUUUCCACAGAGGCAGCUACUUCAGGAUCCACUGGGAAGCCUUGUUGGAGAUGCUGGGUUUUCUGCAGCUGACAGAGAAGCAAGCUUGGAGUUAAUAAAACUGGAUAUCUCAAGAACAUUUCCUAGUCUCUGUAUAUUCCAACAAGGUGGUCCUUACCAUGAUAUGCUGCACAGUAUUUUAGGAGCCUAUACGUGUUACAGACCUGACGUAGGCUAUGUACAGGGCAUGUCAUUCAUAGCAGCUGUAUUGAUCUUGAACUUGGAUACUGCAGAUGCCUUCAUUGCUUUUUCUAACCUUUUAAAUAAGCCCUGUCAGAUGGCGUUUUUCCGUGUGGACCAUGGCCUUAUGUUGACUUACUUUGCCGCAUUUGAGGUAUUCUUCGAAGAAAAUCUGCCAAAGUUAUUUGCUCACUUCAAAAAAAAUAACUUAACUCCAGACAUCUAUCUAAUUGAUUGGAUAUUCACAUUGUACAGCAAAUCUCUGCCACUAGACUUGGCUUGUCGUGUCUGGGAUGUGUUCUGCCGUGAUGGAGAAGAGUUCUUAUUCCGUACAGCGCUGGGAAUACUAAAACUUUUUGAAGAUAUUUUGACCAAAAUGGACUUUAUUCAUAUAGCCCAGUUUUUAACAAAACUACCAGAGGACUUGCCUUCGGAAGAAUUCUUCACAUCUAUUGCUGCCAUUCAGAUGCAAAGUAGAAACAAAAAAUGGGCUCAGAUACUGGCUGCUCUGCAGAAAGAUAACCGGGAAAUGGAAAAAGGAAGUCCUUCACUCAAACGUUAACAUGGGGUUUGCCUCCAGUGACUCCCAGGAAAAGAGCUAAAGUGGCAAAAGUAUUGGUUACUGUUUGACAUGUAUGAGCCUGCAAAUCAAAGUGUUAGUUCAGAGUUCUAUUUAGUAGUAGAAUAGCCUUAAGGGGGAGAGAAGAAAAAUGAGGAGGAGGAGUUAAAAAAAAAAAAAAAAAAAAAAAAAAGAAAGGAAAAUAGGGGAUAAACCCCUUAUAAAUUAAACCUAGGCUUAGCCUUAAACUUUUAGUGGUAUGAGCAUAUGCUGUGGAGAGCAUUACACAUUCUAUACUUCUGCUGAGAGCAGUCAAACAAAAUAAUAUCAAGGGUUUGGGGUUUUUUAAAAUUUUUUUCUUUGGUGUUUUAAAAGACUGGACAUUCAUCAAUAUUGGUUGCUUUGACAGCUAUUCCCCUGUUUCAUUCUUAGGCAGGAUAUAUUUCCAAUACCUGUAACAGUAGCUGGAUGUGGAUUUUAGAUCACUGGUGCUGGAAUUUUAAAUGAUGUAAGGACCAUUUCUUUAGAAAUGCUUCUGAUUUUAUAGGCUGGGGGUCCCAUUUACCAAAGAAAUCAUGUAGACAUAGAACCACACUCCUUUCUUUAAUAAGAAAAAGUUAAGUAGAAAGUAAACUUGGAAGAGAAGUCAAACUAGCAGUGCAAAACUAAUUAUUCUUCAAGAUGCCUUGGAAAUUUAUUUUUCCAAUAUGGACUGGGUGCAUAUGGAGGAAAUUCCAUUCAUCAGACUAGAUUCCAAACUCACCAAGAGCAUUCUAGUAUUAAGGUGGCAUCAUUUCCCAAAUGUACUCUCUUUCCUCUUUUUAAAGCCAAGGUCACAUCCUACUAAAUGCAUGUUUCCAUGUGUCCCUCUACUGGAGCAGUGCUGUUUCGGGAUGUUCUUGCCUACCAGCUGCUUAGUCCUGUGCCAUGUGUCCAGUCAUGGAGAUAAAACUGUGGACUUAGCAGAUAAACUGAGAAAUGGUUAAAAGCAAUUUUGAUAGUUACUUUAAGCCCAGCUUUGCUCACUGGCAGAACUGAGGAGGAGGUAUGGUAGGGGAGCAGUUAAUGUUUGCCAGUGUUGCUGCUGAAAAAAAAAGGUUUUGUGGGAUCUCCCAAAGCUGCUGCUGCUGCCACAGUGGGAAAGUUAUGUGGAGCUGAUCCAUAGAGUGACAAGUGAAAGAAGUUUAUUGGGAAAUGUGCCAGACAUCAUAAGUACAAGCUGUCAUUUCUGAGCAUUUUAUCUGACCUCUAAUACAUGAGAGCAAGUUACAGCAGCAGCAAACUGCUGUUACAUAAAUCCUCGUACAUCUUAGAUCCUCUCUGCAUUCAGGUGAAUGUUGAAGGGCAAAUCGUGAGUGCCUCUGAUUUACAAGAAUGUUUAUUGCAUAGUGUACAGUGUAAAACCUAUUUUAUAAUAAUGAUGAUCAUUGAAAAGGGAAAUGUAACUGAAGCAAUAUUUGUGUUAACUGUGAACAGGCGUUAUAAAUCCUCCAGCUGUAUGGUCAGCGGUUUCCCAGUGCUCUUCAGCUGGUUUAUGCUGAUUAUUUUGGCAUUGUCCAAAUAAAAACCAAGAAGAAUAGUUGCACACUGCUCAACUCAACAUACAAUGUAAAGGACUGUGGGACGUAAUCAAAACAUGGUCCUUUGGUACAGACAUUAUUUCUAUGAGGGAUAAUUUGAUUGUAAUAGUAAGAAGAGUGAGAACAAGACUCCCUGGUAAGUGAGGACUCAUAGUCACUUUGAAAGAUGUGUAAUGCAAAUGCAGCCUGCAAGUCCAAUACCUCACUGACCUCUUCUCCUGUCCACUUUGUGUACCUGGUGUAAUGGAUGUGGUUUUUUUGUUAGUCAUCUUAAUUCCUCCACAAGGCAUCAUCUAGGUCAUCACUUACUGAAAAUAGAUGUUAAGAUGUGAUAGGAAACGUGUUAAUUCACUCAAAAUUUGUACAGAAUUUGUCCUCCAAUGACUGGUACUUGUUGCUUUGAAGUGCAAUAGAAAGCAGGAAGGUCAGUAAGUGUUUUUUGAUAUUACUUUUUCUAUUACUACAACAAAUAUGCCUUUCCAUGAAGAAUACGAGAGGCCAUCCGAAACAUUUGCACUAUGCUUUCAAACGGUUUUAAACACAGAGAUCACUUUUUCCUCAGUAUACAGUUUUAGGUGGUACUGUAACUGGCUUUGUGGUUUAAGUCUUCAUUGCAACUACAUUUGUAUUUUCUUUUAAAGCAAGUCUACAAGUGUGGCUCAUUUGUCUGGUUAAAAAUGCUUUUUUAGCUAUUAGGUACCUUGGCAGCCAUCAACAGCCUGUUCUUUUUCUCUUCUCAAUAAGAUGUUGAAUGUAACAGUGACAGUGGGCACAGUUGUGGGGAAAAGGCCUGCUGCAACACUUGUGCACUGUUUGUUACUUGCAAAUGUAAUUACUUUGUUUUGUGAUUUGAUCUGUUCUUAGAAGUUGUAUAUAUUUUGUAAAGGAUUUCUUUGUGUAUAUAAGGUAUGUUCUUUAAUGAAGAAACAGCAAUGCAAUAAGGAGCUUUGCACAGUUUGUUUUCAAACAAAAUACAUGUGAAAAAAAAUCACCUGCCUAAACAUGCAAUUAUUGCAACUUCUCAUUAACUUGAUUUGAAGGUAACGCCUGAAUUUUGACAAAAACAGAGAUGAGUAGUAAUGGCAUAGAAUUCCUUGCCACUGAGCUUUUCAAGUUUCUUGCAGUAUACCAAAUCUCUUAAUUAGCUAUUACAGAAAUCUUACUUAAGAAAUUCAGGGAAUUGCAUUUAAAAAUUUGACAAUUUUAUUGUUCAGGUGCUUGAAAGGAUCUGUAACAAGAUGCAUGAGAUUUUCUUUUAUGGAGCAAAUGUCCCCAUCAAGCAGACUUUUUUUCAUGUGUUCAAGGCAAAAUAAAACUGCUGCAACACAUCAAAAGUACCACUGUACCUGCAGCAGAUCAGAGAAACCAGAAAACUCCAACCAGCUUUGGGAUUCUUUACAAUCUGCACUUUAUAAUAAAGCAGUUUUGCAACUUCAAUCUGCAGUCAAUCAUUAAUGUUAUUUCAUUUAGUAAACAAUUUCAUUUGGAAAAAGAAAAGGUACCUUGUAACAGCUUAUUUUUGAAUGUUUUAAAAUAAGAAUGACAUAGAGAGAAGUGUUGGUACAUCUCCUGUACAUCAUGUUUAAAUUGGGUUAUGUAGUUACCAUGUUUGUUUUGUUUAGAUAUGUGUAUCAAACUGGAACUUUUUUCAACUGUAAAUAUAUGGUUUUGUUAAAUAAAGUCAUGUAAAGUUAUCUUAA